Messenger RNA from Cuscuta campestris, 1048 nucleotides. The record is from the annotation of a GenBank genome assembly. NCBI's taxonomy places the organism in Eukaryota, Viridiplantae, Streptophyta, Magnoliopsida, Solanales, Convolvulaceae.
GAUACUCGAUCCGCCGUUAGACCUCCACUCUUUUAUGGAACAAACAACACCUAUUAGAAGGAACGAAAGAGGAUUUACAUUUGGUCAAUCAAUUUCCAACUAUGGUUAUUUAUCAAAAGCGGUGAGAUGGUACCAAUGAAAAAGGUUGGUGAAACCAUCGUCCAAAGAAAGAGGAAUAAUAUGAUGCUGAAGACCUCAAGAAGGUAGAGGCCUUUGAAAAAGCAUAACAUGUGAUCUUUUGAGCAAUAAAACCGGAUGACUACCAGAAAAUCUCUUCUUGCACCACCGCCAAAUAAAUGUGGGGCAAGCUUGAAGUGACAUACGAAGAUAUCUUGUUUUGUGGAGAAAAGCAUAGAAACAGGCCAAAUUGAAGUUCAAGUUUAAAAAGAAGAGGUUGAAUUUGGGCCAAAGCCCAAAACCAUCAACAAAAGUAGCCCAUCUCUCCUCCCUCAAUCUAAGUUAACGCCGACGACCAGGCGCUCCAACGUCUCUUUCUCCAUGAAUCUCGCUCAAGCGCUCCAACGGGAAGAAAUUAAAGGCCCCUUGCUCCUACUAUCAUAUAAAUUGAUGACGAAUUGCAACUGAAAAGGGGGUGAAAUCACACGGGAAUAAAGCAGCGGCGUGGCCGCUGCUAUGGCGGCGACCGGCGAGGCGGUGGCCAGAGUUCGACGGUGGUGGCGUAUGGCAGCGACCAUCUCUGACCAGUGUUGUCUCCUUCAAGCUCCAAUUCCUCAAUUUCUUCAUCUUCUUCCUCUAAUUGGGAUUGUGGCGAAGUGGCGAGUAGCACUGCGAUUGACUCUGAUUCACUCCCGAUUGUGGCGAGUUGGACUGCGGGUGUGGCAAACUGGCGAGUUGGAUGUCGGAGACUUGGAGCGCAGCAAAGAAGUUUGGAGAUCUGAAGAGCGCAGCGACUCCAUCGAGGAAGAUUGCCGUCUCUGCGAUGGAGGAGUCUGACUUGACUACGGGUAAUGGCGUAAACCUAAAAAGCAAAAGUGAUAAAAGCGGAAAAGCCUAAAAGUCUAAAACUAAUUAAACUUUAAAAGUUUCG